AUGCACAGCUACUUGCAGCAGAAGCGCCGUGAACUCACUACGAACAUCGGGAAUGUAUUCAAAGGCCUGCAAACCUCCCAGGGACCGGAUCACGAACACGAAGAAGCUGAGCAAACAGCCAAUACGAAAGUACACGAGCGCAAAUUGAAGGACAAGAACGCGACACCGAAGAGCAAGAAGUCAUUUGGCAUAUACAGCGUGUCGGAGGUUAUGUCGGUCAUCCGGUUGUUCUGGUCCAACGGCGACGGGGUCAUGGAGUUUGACGAAUUUACAAGUUUCUGCGUCGAUGCCGGUAUGGUCGCUUCUCGAACACAAGGUGCCACCCUCAAGCAUCGAUACGAACGAGAUACCAAACAUGCUCUUAAAACGAGUGCAAUUGCAGCUCCAGUUUCGAAUUCUACUUCUCAUGCACCUACAAACACUAAUUCCACACCGAAUACGAUUAGCACUUGGAUCGAAAAAUUAAAAUGGUCGGCAGGAUUUCGGAUGUUUCUCGUGGUGGAAAAUGCAGCUCGGUCGGUCAAAAUUUUCACAAGCGAAGGAAAAUUGGUGACGGAAGUAAAUGUAACAAGUGAAAAGCAAAACCAGACAAACGGCGCUGCUGUAACACCAACUCCUGUGGUAAAUAAUCCCAUAAACGGCAUGACCAACCCUUGA
Molecule: messenger RNA, 657 nt
Organism: Phytophthora nicotianae INRA-310
Lineage: Eukaryota; Oomycota; Peronosporomycetes; Peronosporales; Peronosporaceae
Exons: 1
Coding region: 1-657 (218 amino acids)
Source: RefSeq, a predicted model, not a curated record